GUGAGAUAAACCGGAAAAUAAACGGGGAGCGAGACAUUGAGCCUGGUAUAUCAGCGGCUGAUCAGCGCGCCUAAAAACCUGGAAAGGUUUCGAAUUGGAAGCUGCUUGAUUGGGGAUUUGAAUGGAAAACGCACUUGCCGGGUUAUUUUUGGAGAUUCAGUUGCUUCUCAAAAUUCAAUGGAUCUGAACUGGGAUUGCUCGGAUGGUUCUGGAUCGUCACACUUCUAAUUCCCUUUGGGAGCGACACAACUUCAAAUAAAUUCACCUUUAUUAAAGAAAACGAAACGAAAAGGGAAGCGCUGCGCAAUGAUGCUUGCGAGGUUCUACUUCGCGUUGUCUUUGCUGGAUGUAGUUUUGUCGGCAGAAGUGAAUGUGGUGUCAGGUGCUAACCGGCUGGACUGCGUUAAAGCGAGCGAGCAGUGCCUGAAGGAACAGAGCUGCAGCACCAAGUACCGCACGCUGAGGCAGUGCGCGGCGGGCAAAGAAAGCAAUUUCAGCAUGGCUUAUUCUGGACAGGAGGCGAAGGACGAGUGCAGGAUUGCCAUGGAUGCCCUCAAGCAGAGCCCCUUGUUCAACUGCAGAUGUAAAAGGGCUAUGAAGAAAGAAAAAAACUGCCUGCGCAUAUACUGGAGCAUUUACCAAAGUUUACAGGGGAAUGAUUUGCUGGAGGAAUCUCCGUAUGAAGCAGUGAACAACAGACUUUCUGACAUAUUCCGACUUGCUCCCAUCAUUUCAGGAGAGCCUGCAGUCACAAGAGAGAACAACUGCUUGAAUGCUGCUAAAGCCUGCAACCUGAACGACACCUGCAAAAAAUACAGAUCAGCGUACAUAAACCCGUGCACCUCUCGCGUCUCCAUUGCCGAAGUCUGCAACAAACGCAAGUGCCACAAGGCCCUUCGGCAGUUUUUCGACAAAGUGCCUCCCAAACACAGCUACGGGAUGCUCUUCUGCUCCUGCCCUCUGGCUGAUCAAUUAGCCUGCACAGAGAGACGGCGGCAGACCAUUGUUCCGGUGUGUUCGUAUGAGGACAAGGAAAAACCAAACUGCUUGUCUUUGCAAGUGUCGUGCAAGACGAAUUACAUCUGCAGGUCUCGGCUUGCAGAUUUCUUCUCAAGCUGUCAGCCCGAGCCCCGCACCAUGAGUGGCUGUCUAAAGGAGAACUACGCAGACUGCCUGCUCGCCUACUCAGGGCUUAUUGGCACAGUCAUGACUCCAAACUAUCUUAAAUCCAGCAGCAUCAGUGUUUCCCCGUGGUGUGAUUGCAGUGCCAGCGGGAACAACAAGGAAGAGUGUGACAAGUUUGUAAACUUCUUCAAGGAUAACGCAUGCCUUAGGCAUUCAAUUCAGGCAUUUGGGAACGGCACGGAUGUGAAUGUGUGGCAGUCCAGGCCUCCUGUGCACACCACAGCUUCCACAAGCACUCCGUCCCACAAGGCCCGAGAGAGAGCUCAAUCCCCUGUGGAUGAGCAGAACCACAUCAAUGAGAUCAGCACCGCUGAGGAAGCCAACCUCUAUCCUAUCUGUGCAAAUUUACAGGCUCAGAAAAUGAAGUCCAAUGUAACAGUGGAGGAGAUAGCCCAGUGUGAGGUUGUCCGGAAUGGUGAAGCCAGUUCUUCGGAUCACGUCAUGUCAAAGAAUUCUUCCAGGGCGUCCACACCGUUCCAUUUGAGUUGCAUUCUGCUGAUUCUCAGUGCCAUGGUGCACUCUGCCUUCCUGGCUCUCGACUCAGCAGAAACAUUCUAACCACACAUAAAAAAAGAAAACAAAAGGACCUGUAAAAAAACAAAAGAAAAAAAAAAAAAAAAAAAAAAAAGCUAAGCGUAGUGUGUUCCCAGUCUCCUGUUGUACUGUUUCCCGGAAUUGUGGUUCUAGAAGCUUGUCGAGGCACCCUGUCCUGGUUUCAUUGUAACUGGUAUUUAGGGGCUACAUUGCAAACCGCAAUGUCUUGUGGGGCUGUGGUCUAUCAACGGAUAUUGUUAGUGCUGUAUAGUAACUGGGUUUAAAACUCAGAAUAGGAAGGAGGCAGCAUUUUGUAUUGUUGAAAUCCUUGUUUGUGUUGUCCGUGUGUAAAAUGGUUUUGUUUUUCGAAACUGGGUAGAGGAGAGAGAGCACAGCAGGGACCCACAAAGGUGUCAUGCCCUGAAAGAACUAGGCUGAAAAGGAGAGAGGACUUUACAAAGCUUCCUAUUUGACUGGAAUCAUUAAAAAAAAAGCAUUCUCCAACUUGUAAUGUUUAUGUAACGGGUCCUGCAUUCAUGCUGCUGAGAAAAGGGUUUGUGUCUCACACCACUGUGAUGUGUUUCUCAGUUUUAAUCCACACAACAAGAAUUCAAUGUAUGCUGUGUUAAAAAUACUCAGUGCUUUAUUUUCUAAUUUACUUUCGACUGACAAAGAGUACUAAACUAAUUAAAUGUGUGUACAUUUUUAGCAGUAUAUAUUUACUGUUAUCCCAACUGAAGAACUAACCAUUAUAUUGUAAAGUGACUGUAAUGACUCUGUAGUGAAUGUAUCCAUACCCUGAAAUUCUGUAAUAACUGCAACACACAUGUUACAUUUAACACAGUUAACACUGUCCUGUAGUGGGGGCAAUUGAAGGCUUGAUAUAGCUGCUGGUAAUGUCUACAUAAAGUAAUAUAUAUA
Polyodon spathula (Mississippi paddlefish) is the source of this 2640-nucleotide messenger RNA. It is a transcript of the gene gfra1a, whose product is annotated as gdnf family receptor alpha 1a. Gene Ontology annotation, cellular component: signaling receptor complex; external side of plasma membrane. Gene Ontology annotation, molecular function: signaling receptor activity. The transcript is spliced from 10 exons. Bases 307 to 1743 code for a protein of 478 amino acids. The record is from RefSeq and is a predicted model, not a curated record. Gene Ontology annotation, biological process: nervous system development. Lineage: Eukaryota; Metazoa; Chordata; Actinopteri; Acipenseriformes; Polyodontidae.